CCAUCAACAUAUUUUUGUUUUAUUUUAAUUUAUUCUUAUUGAACCUUCGAGUAAAUACCAUGUCUGCUCAAGAAAGUAACCAGAGCUUUAAGCUCGAACACCUUUUCAAUCUGAAGGGCAGAGUCGCUCUUGUCACCGGUGGAGGGUCAGGCAUUGGCUUGAUGGCCACUCAAUCUCUCGCCGUCAAUGGUGCUAAGGUCUAUAUCACUGGUCGCACAAAGGAAAAACUAGACCGUGUUGCAGAGAUAUACUCGAAGGAUAUUCCAGGCCAAAUCAUCCCGAUUGCUGCCGACGUCACCUCGAAGGAGUCGAUUCAGAAGCUUGUCGACGAGAUAUCCGCCAAGGAGUCGAAACUGCACAUUUUGAUCAACAAUGCCGGUAUUAGCUCUCCAACUCAGGACACAGACCAAAAGGACCCCAAAAAAUUACAGGAAGCGCUGUUCAAAAACCAGAGUAAAUUCCAGGAGUGGGAAGAAGUUAUGCGCACCAAUGUCGCUCAGCUUUUCUUCGUGACCACUGCUUUCCUCCCCUUACUGAACAAGGGUACAGAGGAGAAGCGCGGCUGGUCUAGUACUGUUAUCAACAUCUCGUCGAUCUCAGGCCUCGUCAAAACAUCCCAGCAUCACUUCGCCUACAACGCUAGUAAGGCAGCUGCUGUUCAUCUAACUAAGAUGUUGGCUCAUGAGAUUGUUUCCUCGGAACUCAAAAUUCGCGUGAACAACAUCGCUCCCGGGGUCUUCCCGUCCGAAAUGACGACUGAAGGCAGUGAUGAGAAACAAAAGAGCACAAUCCCAAAAGAAAAGUUCGAAGGCAAAGUCCCCGCUGCGCGACCAGGGAAAGAUGAAGACAUAGGAAGUACUGUUCUAUUCACUGUCUCAAAUCAAUAUCUCAAUGGUCAAACAAUUGUUGUGGACGGUGGAUAUUUGCUGGCAACUGGCACACUCUAAUAUACUAUUUCAAGAACAUAUGUAUCACGCCUAAAAUAUCAUGGCAGAUUAAUUAUUCCAAUCCAAUCAUUUCAUGUUUCGCG
Molecule: messenger RNA, 1030 nt
Organism: Aspergillus wentii DTO 134E9
Lineage: Eukaryota; Fungi; Ascomycota; Eurotiomycetes; Eurotiales; Aspergillaceae
Product: SDR family NAD(P)-dependent oxidoreductase
Exons: 2
Coding region: 60-947 (295 amino acids)
Molecular function (GO): oxidoreductase activity
Source: RefSeq, a predicted model, not a curated record